CUGAAGACAGGGCAGCGCCGACGUUUUCAACCAUUGAUUCUUCGCCACGCCAAGGGUUCACGUGUCGUUAUGCUGUGUCGCGAUGCCAGAUCAGCUGCUGUGAUUGGUAGAUUGCAGGGGUCGCGGAGGACGCGGCAACAGCAGAGCAAAGGGUGCCGUUGAACCGCUGUGGAAGGUGACAUUGGAACAGGAAAUCUAUUGAAGAUUUAAAAGCUGGUCAUCACAGAAGAGAACAGAAGAAGAAGAAGAAGAAGAAGAAGAAGAAGAAGGAGAGUCAUCAACAUUCACAGGGCAUAAUCUUGUAUCAGAACUAUGCUUGCUUUUACACGUUGCUUUUGCUUGAAGAAGGCUAAGCAGCAUCCUGGGUACGAGGACCCCACUACUCUUGCUUCUGAAACACCUUUUACUGUAAAUGAGGUCGAGGCAUUAUACGAUCUAUUCAAGAAACUAAGCAGUUCCAUAAUUGAUGAUGGUUUCAUACACAAGGAAGAAUUUCAGUUUGCUCUUUUCAGGAACAGAAGUAAGCAGAGUCUCUUUGCAGACAGGGUGUUUGAUCUUUUUGAUAUUAAGCAUAAUGGGGUCAUUGAAUUUGGAGAAUUUGUUCGAUCAUUAAGCAUUUUUCACCCAAAUGCUCCCAACGAAGACAAAAUGGAAUUUGCAUUUAAAUUGUAUGAUCUAAGGCAGACUGGCUACAUUGAGCGUGAAGAGUUGACGGAGAUGGUUUCAGCUAUUCUUAAUGAAUCGGAUCUGGAAAUUUCAGAAGACAUUGUUGAAUCAAUCGUGGAUAAGACAAUGGCAGAGGCAGAUUUGAAAGGAGAUGGGAAGAUUGAUAAAGAAGAGUGGAAGGAAUUUGUAGCCCGGAAUCCAUCAAUCCUAAGAAACAUGACUCUUCCAUACUUAAAGCAGAUAACUCUAGCAUUUCCCAGCUUUGUGCUGAACUCUGAGGUACAAGAUUCAGAUAUUGUAGCCUAAGAGACCUGGACUUCAUCCAUCUCCGUCACCGAAGGUGCUGAACACAUUUAGAAGCAUUCACUGUUGAGAAGUGUAACUUCAGAGUGGAUCAGUGAUGAUAGAAGAGCCUAAAAAUGUAGUUACAAAUAAGAUCAGGCUGAUAAGUAGUGUACUUCGUCUAUCAGAAAAUAAAUAAAUAGCGUACUUCUGUUCCUUUUGUUGAUC
Molecule: messenger RNA, 1176 nt
Organism: Vitis vinifera (wine grape)
Lineage: Eukaryota; Viridiplantae; Streptophyta; Magnoliopsida; Vitales; Vitaceae
Gene: CBL08
Product: calcineurin B-like protein 08
Exons: 9
Coding region: 313-972 (219 amino acids)
Biological process (GO): calcium-mediated signaling
Molecular function (GO): kinase binding; calcium ion binding
Source: RefSeq, a predicted model, not a curated record